AUGAAGAAAUCUGGACAAGUGCAACUAACAACACCAUGAAACUCUACAGCAUCAAUCAGGGAUCACUACUCAAGUCAAUCACAACCAAGUCAGGGAAAUGGCCAGAGGACAUAACAGUGAUGCAAAGUGGAGAUCUAGUUUACACUGAUUACUAUGAUAGAACUGUGAACAUUGUGAAGAAUGAGAAGAUAGAUGAGGUGAUCAAACUACAGCACUGGAGACCUUUUGGUAUCUGUAGUACCUCCUCUGGUGACCUCCUGGUUAUCAUGUACAGUGAUUAUUACAAACAAACAAGAGUUGUCCGUUACUCUGGCUCCACAGAGAAACAAACCAUUCAGUUUGAUGAUAAAGGUAAACCUCUCUAUUCAUCUGGUGGAUACAUAACUGAAAAUAGGAACCUGGAUAUCUGCGUGUCUAACAGUAGAGCUAAAGCAGUAGUGGUGGUCAAUCAGGCCGGGAAACUGAGAUUCAGGUACACUGGACAUACUCCUGCUCCAAAGAACCAACCAUUCUGUCCACAAGGAAUCACCACAGACAGUCAGAGUCACAUCCUUACAGCAGAUUAUAACAAUAAGCGUGUCCACAUCAUAGACCAGGAUGGACAGUUCCUCCGUUACAUAGAUGUGGAGUGAAUGGACCCCGGGGACUAUGUAUAGAUACAAAUGACAAUCUGUUUGUUGCUCUACAUAGAAACAAACAAGU
This is a messenger RNA of Saccostrea cuccullata (small rock oyster), 702 nucleotides long. RefSeq lists its product as uncharacterized. The record is from RefSeq and is a predicted model, not a curated record. Gene Ontology annotation, cellular component: extracellular region. The coding region runs from base 36 to 632 and encodes 198 amino acids. The transcript has a single exon. Gene Ontology annotation, molecular function: protein binding. NCBI's taxonomy places the organism in Eukaryota, Metazoa, Mollusca, Bivalvia, Ostreida, Ostreidae.